Cyclocybe aegerita is the source of this 1272-nucleotide messenger RNA. Lineage: Eukaryota; Fungi; Basidiomycota; Agaricomycetes; Agaricales; Hemipholiotaceae. The record is from the annotation of a GenBank genome assembly.
AUGGUCGGCCGAUGUGUGAGAAGACGCCGAAAACGCGUCGAUCGAAAGGAAUCACGAAUGUUGUCGCUAUCGAUCACACGGAUUAUCCGCCGUCCUUUUCCCAUUUGCAAAUUGACGAGUUUUGCUCUCUCUCGAACCAUCAUGACCUCGUCCGCUAACCAGCAAAAGAUCCUCGUGGCCGUGGUCGGUGUUGGACUCGUGGGAUCCGAGUUCAUUAAUCAGCUUCUCUCAAUCCCACCACAAGUGUCGCAGUUCAAACUUGUCUCCCUCACCUCUUCCUCAAAAACUCUUUUCGCUGGGAAAGAGAACCCCAUCGCGCUUAAUGCACCAUGGAAGGCGAGGCUUGCUGAGUCGGCAGCAACGGCGGACUUGAAGGACCUCACCACGAAAUUGACCCAGCUGGUGGCGGAGAAGGAACGCGUUGCGUUGGUCGACAACACCUCGUCGGAGGAUGUGGCUGCUCUGUAUCCUGUAUGGCUGAAGGCUGGAAUCAACGUCGUCACCCCGAACAAGAAGGCUUUCUCUGGAGAUGCAGCGCUGUUUGAGAGUGUCUUGGCCGCCAGCCGGGAGAGUGGAGCCAAGUUCUUGAACGAGGCCACCGUUGGCGCUGGGCUGCCUGUCAUCGCCCCGUUGAAGGAGCUGGUGGCUACAGGAGACAAAAUCAUCAGGAUAGAGGGUGUCUUUUCAGGAACCAUGAGCUACAUCUUCAACAACUUCUCCACCGGAAAGCCUGACGGACCCUCAUUCUCCUCCGUGGUCGCGGUUUCCCGAGAAAAAGGCUACACAGAACCCCACCCCGCCGAUGACCUCAACGGAUUCGACGUCGCUCGAAAACUCACCAUCCUCUCUCGGCUGAUCUCAUCCGCACCCUCCAGUAAUCCAUCAACUCUACCAAGCCUCCAAUCCUUCGCCUCAGUGCAAACCGCAUCCCUCAUCCCACUCCCUCUCGAAGGCAUCCCCACUGGUGACGAGUUCCUCAAGCGAUUGCCCGAGUUCGACGAGGAGUUUGCCAAACUUCGGGUAGAGGCGAGCAAGGAGAAUAAGGUUCUACGGUUCGUGGGUGUCGUUGAUGUUGCGAAUGGGCAAGUUAGGGCCGGACUUGAGAAGUAUCCUGUUGAUCACCCUUUCGCAACAUCUCUCGGUGGAUCGGACAACAUAAUUAUGUUCCAUACGGAGAGAUAUAGCCCACGCCCGCUCAUUGUUCAAGGCGCUGGUGCUGGCGCAGCUGUCACUGCUAUGGGGGUGCUGGGAGAUCUCCUGAAGCUCGUGUGA